AAUUUGCCGCCAGUUUGUUUUGAUAAAGUUUGCUGAUGGGAGCACACUUUCGUCGUUUUCCGAAAACUGUUUUUACCUCUUAAGGAAUUAGAUAAUCGCGAUGUUUUAACAGAAACUGCCACAAUGUCUAACCAGGAAGCUGCCCCAGAUGCCGACGAUGGCGGCAGAUUGGUCGCCAUAAAUCGUGAGUUGGAGGAGGUCGACGCCGAACUGGCCCGGCUAACGGCGCGCCGGAAGAAGUUGCUCCAGCUGAAGGAACAGUACCGCGUCCGGGAGCUGCAGGUAAAGUCCAGCGAGCUGGCCAAACAGGACUGGAACGCGGAAGGCCACGCGUGGUCGGGCACGGUGCGGCAGGUGCUGGGGGAGGUUUUUCGGAUGGCGGAUUUUCGGUCGCAGCAGUUGCCGGCGAUCAAUGGGAUUCUGUCGAAGCACGACGUUAUUUUAUUGGCGCCGACGGGUGGGGGGAAGAGCUUGUGCUUCCAGUUGCCAGCGCUGGUGGCGGACGGGAUUACGGUUGUGGUUUCGCCGUUGAUUUCGCUGAUGGAGGACCAGGUUUGGGCGCUGAAGAAGCUGGGGGUGAAGGCGGAAUAUUUGAGUGCCAACAUCGACAAGGAUGUGGUCAAUAAUGUGAACAAGUUGUUGCGGGACGGGGACACGGAACAGCUGAAGAUUGUUUACAUAACGCCGGAGCGGAUGGCGAAGAGUAAUCGGUUCAUGAGUGCACUUCAAAAGUGUUACAAUGCGAAAAAGUUGGCGCAGUUUGCGAUCGACGAGGUUCAUUGCUGCUCCCAGUGGGGACAUGACUACCGGCCGGACUACAAGCUGUUGGCCGUUCUGAAAAAGAUGUAUCCGGACGUUCCGAUUCUGGGUGUGACGGCGACCGCAACGGCGAAGGUCCUCAAUGACGUGCAGAAGAUGUUGGGCUUGCGGGAGUGUCUGAUUUUCAACGCCCCGUUCAAUCGACCGAAUCUGUACUAUCACGUGCUGGAGAAGCCCUCGGACAAGGAGGAACUGUACGACAUGCUGGCCGAGCUGAUGAAGGGACGGUACCGUAACAUGAGUGGUAUCAUCUACACCUUUACCGUGAAGGAAACGGAGGAAAUCUCAACGCAGCUGCUACAGCGGGACGUCAAGGUGAUUCCGUAUCACGCGUAUUUGGACGCGAAGCAGCGUUCGAGGACGCACCAGAGGUGGAUGAGCAACGAGGUGCAGGCGGUGGUGGCCACGGUCGCGUUCGGGAUGGGCAUCGACAAGGCGGACGUGCGGUUCGUGAUUCAUCACACGAUUAGCAAAAGUAUGGAGAAUUUCUACCAGGAAAGUGGCCGAGCUGGGAGGGAUGGACGGAGGGCGGAUUGCAUUCUGCUGUACCGGUUUAUGGACCUGUUUCGACUGUCGACGAUGUCGUUCCAGGAGUACGAAGGGCUGAGCAAUCUGUACUCGAUGGUCAAGUACUGCAUCAACGGGAAAGACUGCCGCCGCCGGCUCAUCUCGCGCCACUUUGCCGAAGUGUGGGACGACACGCACUGCAACCGGAUGUGCGACCGGUGCUACCACCGGGACAAGGUCACGCUGCCCGAGCAGGACAUCACAACGCACUACAACACGCUUUUGGCGAUCCUCCGUCGGGCGGAAACCCUGCAGACCAAGUUGACCGCGCUGAAGCUGGUUGACGCGUGGUACCACAAGGGCAGCCCCAAGAACCGGCUGGAGACGCCACCGCCGGUGAUGGACCGAUACAUUGGCGAGCAGUUGGUGGCGUUUUUGAUCGUGAACGACUACCUGAAGGAGGAGUUCCAGUACAACGCGUACACGACGCUGAGUUACAUCGCGAAAGGGGACGCGUACGUCGGGGAGGAAGGAAUUCGGUUCCAGGCGGCUCGGGAGUAUCGCGUUCCGAAGGAAUCUCUGCUGGAGAGCGAUUGCGAGGUGCUUUCCGAUGGGUCAAAGUCAACGCCGUCGUCGUCGAAGCGGAAGUCUAGUGGGAGCAGCAGUCGCGAUUCCGGAAGGGCGACCUCAACGAGUUCGAGGAGGUCGAGCGAUGCGGAAUCGGCGGAACGGAAGCGACGUCGCAAAACGGCAAACGAGAUCAAGAGUAAGGAGCGGGAGAUUCUCUCGAAUGAACUGCGCAAUCGAAACCUCACCGAAAAUGGGAGCGCCGUUGAGUCCGACGGUGACGAUGUUCUUUUCGUUCCAAACAACGAAGAAAUCAUUGAAAUCGACGAAACGUGAAAACUGAUUUUUUUUUGUAUGAAAUAAACGAGAUUUAAGGUGUACAGUUGAA
This is a messenger RNA of Culex quinquefasciatus (southern house mosquito), 2281 nucleotides long. Its product is annotated as ATP-dependent DNA helicase Q1. Gene Ontology annotation, cellular component: chromosome; cytoplasm. Gene Ontology annotation, biological process: double-strand break repair via homologous recombination. Lineage: Eukaryota; Metazoa; Arthropoda; Insecta; Diptera; Culicidae. The transcript has 2 exons. Gene Ontology annotation, molecular function: nucleic acid binding; 3'-5' DNA helicase activity; ATP binding. Bases 124 to 2229 code for a protein of 701 amino acids. The record is from RefSeq and is a predicted model, not a curated record.